Messenger RNA from Falco peregrinus (peregrine falcon), 6244 nucleotides. RefSeq names its product thiamine transporter 2-like. Lineage: Eukaryota; Metazoa; Chordata; Aves; Falconiformes; Falconidae. The coding region runs from base 90 to 1253 and encodes 387 amino acids. Gene Ontology annotation, cellular component: plasma membrane. Gene Ontology annotation, molecular function: thiamine transmembrane transporter activity. The record is from RefSeq and is a predicted model, not a curated record. The transcript has 4 exons. Gene Ontology annotation, biological process: vitamin transport; transmembrane transport.
UCUUCUACAAGACAGAAAGUCAUCCUGGAAGGAAACUGCACACAAAUCCACAGCAAAGACACCACAGGCACAGCAUCGACAGGUAGACUAUGGAUUGCUGGAAGGGAGCUGAAGGCCACAGCUGGAUUUGUCCCACGCUGAUCAUCUGUGCCAAUGGAUUUUUCUCCACAAUGAGGCCAUCAGAAGCUUUUCUCACUCCUUAUCUAACUGGACCAGACAAAAACCUAACAAUUGAAGAGGUUACCAACCAGAUUUUCCCAGUCUGGACAUACUCCUACCUUGCGCUCCUUUUCCCAGUCUUCCUGGUUACAGACUACGUGCGCUACAAGCCCGUCCUCCUCCUCCAGGGCAUCAGCUUCAUCGUCACGUGGCUCUUGCUCCUCUUCGCACACGGAGUGGUGGCCAUGCAGCUGGUGGAAUUCUUCUACGGGAUGGUAACAGCCACCGAGGUCGCCUAUUACGCCUACAUCUACAGCGUCGUCAGCACCGAUCGCUAUCGGAGAGUGACGAGCUAUUGCAGAAGUAUCACCCUUGCUGCAGCCACCGCUGCUGCCGUGCUGGGGCAGCUGCUGGUUUCCUUGGCAGACGUAUCCUACUUCCACCUUAACGCCAUUACCUUGGCCUCUGUCUCCCUGGCAUUCGUGUGCUCCUUUUUCCUCCCGAUGCCUCAGAAGAGCAUGUUCUUCCACAGGAAAGACAUCUCCCAGACUCCCCCAGGAGCAGACCAAGCUGCGGCUGCACCCGACCCCCCCAGGCCGUCGCGCUGCCAGGAGGACAAGAGCUCCGCACCCGCUGCCAGGGGACCGGCACCCGAGCGGCAGGAUGAUACACCCAGCCCCCAGCAGCACGUGCUGCGGGUACUGGUGCAGCUGAGCACCGACCUGAGGGAUUGCUACAGCUCCAGGAAACUGCUGUACUGGUCCCUGUGGUGGGCGCUGGCUACGGCCGGCUUUAACCAGGUGCUCAAUUACAUCCAAGUGCUCUGGGACUUCAGAGCCCCCUCCCACAGCUCUGCGGUGUACAACGGAGCUGUGGAGGCACUGGCAACUUUCCUGAGUUCAGCAACAUCCAUGGCAGUUGGAUACGUCAAAGUAAACUGGGAUCUUUCUGGAGAACUGGCUUUGGGGAUUUUCUCUGCAGUGGAUGCUGGGUCUCUGUUUCUCAUGCACUUCACUGACAACAUCUGGGCAUGCUACGCUGGUUACCUUGUGUUUAAAGCAUGUUAUAUGCUUCUUAUAACAAUAGCAACGUAAGUAUAAUACGCAAUGAUCUAACUAAAUUGAUUUAAAUCAGUAAAUGUACAUUUUUAAAUGUAUCAAGUUUUUACUCAGUUUCCCUAGGCAUCAGAUUAUCGGAUAAUAGUUCAUGCCAGCAGCACGUAUUAUUUCUAGCUUAUAUAAAACUAUGCUUAAAAUCAUACGACCUCACCACUACAAUAGGUUACUCCAAGUCAGAAACUGCCUUAUUCUGCAUUUAGCUGUUCAUUCAUCUAUGUAUAAAUAUUCUCUAAAUGAUCAAGUGAAUAUACAGAGGACUUUAUUUAGCAAAAAACCCCACUCAAAUAAAUAAGAGUAUGCACAAGUGCCGUAGCCAGAAAACCAAGGGAUUUCUGCCACAACGAAGCUGUUAAAAGUUUAAUAGCCAAGAUUGAACAGGCUUUACCCUUUGAAGAAACUGCUGUGCACACUAAAUUGUUCCCAAACUUCCUCCUAUACAUAAACUGCAAACAUCCUUGCUUCCAUAGCUUAGUAACCUGAACAUUCAUUUUCAGGUUUCAGAUUGCCGUCACUCUAAGCAUGGAGCGUUAUGCUUUGAUAUUUGGCUUCAACAACUUUGUUGCACUGGUGAUUCAGACAAUUUUAACAGUUGUUGUAGUAGAUUCCAAAGGUCUGGGACUGAGCAUCAGCACCCAGGUAAGCUGCAUUACUCACACUGCUGUCAGUCCCCCUGCCCUCCUCCAAAAGAUGGUCCUACUGCAGGAUUAGGCUUUGGGAAGAUACUAGGUAGCGUGAUAGCUUAGAACAGUUACUCACUUGAAAAACAGGUUCAUUUAAAGUGAGUUGACAGUAGCUACUACAUCCUACUUGUCCUCUAGUCCUGCAAAUUUUGCAUUUCUGCAAUAAUUUUAAGAAUAUUUUCAGAGCACGGGGGAAAGACCACCAGUAUUACUCAGAUUGGCUUGUUUUUUUAAUUCCCCACUCAGGUUUACUGUUCACAAAUUUACUGUCAAAAUACCCAAACAGAAGCAGGAAUCAAGCUGAAAUACAGUCUAUGGGUCUACUGCUAGGGUAAUCCUAAAUUAUAUAGUUUCAUUGGACGCACCUUUUAAGUUACUGCGAUUCUGAAAGUUAACUAAUCUCAUGAUUCCCCGCUGUAUUUCUAAAUUUACAGUUUAAACUUAUGUACUGAAUGAUGUCCAAGUCUCUUAACUUCCACCUUUUCAGCAAAGAGUCAGAAAGUGCAGAGCUGCCGUCCUCCCUUACCGAGGUGGGGAGGGGAAGCAUGUAACAGCGUUCCCUCCCCCUCCUUUUACAAGCACAGACAUCCAACUGUAGGGAGAAAAGCAGCCAGGCUUCUCGAAUCCUUUCAAGAUGGGAUCGUUUUGGGGCUUGGGUGACAGAGAAGGGAAGGCAGCAGUGGAGCGACGCCCCUUAAUUUAUCAGCUAACAGCAAAAGUAGUUUUUGACUUUUCCUUCCUCCUUCCCUACCUCCAUUUCCCAGUUUCUCAUUUAUGGCAGCUACUUCACAUUCAUAGCUGGAAUCUUCCUCAUCAGAAGCGUAUAUACCAUUCUCUCCAUCAAAUGCGGAAACACCAGGGUGGCUGGUGAAAGCGUGGAUCGUUAACAGCGACACAAAGUAAGGUUGCGAGCAACAGCGCAGAAGGCUGCGUCAUCCGAACCAUGAGUUUGGAGAAACACAACGCCCAGUCGAGCAAGGCUGGUCGAUGGUGAAACAGGCUGUUAUGAGCCUACAGCAUGAAGAGCUUUGUCAACCGAAUGGUGCAUUUUACCCAUUUUCCUCACCAGAAAUUUAAUACCAAACCAUCCUCAAUCUUCUAUUUCAACUCAAAUUUAGUCAUCUGACACCAAAACUUCUACUGAUGCUCCACGAGGACAGCAAGCAAGUGCAUACAGAUGCCUGACCUCGCAGUGGAAGAGCUGAUAGAACACAACCUUUCAACUUUCGCUUCUAUCGAGUUAAAGGCAAUUUAGUCAUACACAUGACCUCCAGACAUUCCUAGGGAAUCUAAAGCAGCAGUUGCCUCAUAGCAGCAAGGUGAUGUGGUAGAAACCUUGCCACAGAAGCCAUCUGAAAACUUCAGACAUUUUCAACUGGAAGUAGUGACAUGCAUUUUUAAAGCAAGUGAAGAAGUAGCAAUAAACCAUUUCUUUUUCCAGAAGACACUAUUUCUGUACGUUCAAAGGUGGAUUACUACAAUGCUACACAGCAUAGUAAUACCACCAUUUUAGUUUACAAGUGUCAUUUCAGAUUCCACAGAGUAGACUCUUCAGAAACCUGAAGGAAAACAUGCUAUUACAUACAGAUAAACUGCUACUGAAGCAGUAACAGCUUUACUGAGGGUUUAUUGGGAUGUAUGGAUACAACACAAACCUUCCCUCCGAAAGUCUGUUCGAUAAGCACAUGCAUUACUUGUGUCUGACAACUGCCAGGACACACACACACACCCCUUAUCUCUGGAAAAAAAACACCUUCCUAAACUUCUUAAAAUUAAGAAUUGAAGUGUCUUCCCAUGGCUUACACAAGGCACCCUUACAAAUAGCAUGACUAAAGGUUUAGCUAUAACUAAAGCUGAUCAGGGAAUGUUCUUUCAAUUGUGUUCAGUGAUGUCCACUUUGGAGUCACCUAUAUCUGAUAGCAGCAAAUUUCAUUGUUCUUUUACCACAACUUACAGAUUUGCCAGGAGUCAGAAGUAACAUUUCCCCCAAUUCAGCUCACAAAAAAAUUUAAAUCAUUAAUUCCUCAAAACCCAGGCUUUUAAAAGCUGCUUCAGCUUGCCUUUAUGCCCCAGUAAGUUUUCCUUUCAAGAAGGCAGAAUACUUGCAUCAUAUUUAUAGUUCUCUUUCAGGAAUUCCAAUUAAAUUUGGUCUUUUUCAAAUGAAAUUCUUGCCUCAGCAUUUGUUUCAACAUGGUGCUUGGGAGUUUGCAGCUUUUAAGUAACUUCAAACUGCAGUACCUGGGCAUCACAUCUGCCUUGUAGAACUCGGGAUGUACCACUUACAGCAUCUUCUCACACACAUGAGAGCUGACAGAAGUAUUAAUUUAGAAGGUGUCCAAAUUAAUUUCUGCGUAGAGAGGGCUAUCAAGUGAAGUGCUUGGAUGCUAAAGCAGAAGAGGAUACUGAAAAGCUAGUGAAGUACAGGUUUUUGGCAACUACACUAGCUGCAUGAACUGCAGAGAUUUCUAAAACAAAAGCAUUUGUAAUCAAUGGUCAAGAAUUAGUUUUGUAAAUAUAGGUAUUUUAAAACUCAAAAUGAACAAAACAGCUAUGGUGUCAGUUUCUUCUCAAUAUAAAGACGACUCAAAACAAUAUAAGAUCUUCAGCUACUUGUCUGGAGUCUGAUAAACUCAAAGUUAGUGAACACUGGACAGAUGUGGUUGUGCGUAGUGAAAGUUGCCAACCUUUUAUCUGCAUUCAAGCUAGUUACAAGAAAUAAGGUAUUCCACUAUUUAUGCAGCAUAAUCUAAAACUAUAUGCUUUGCAUACUCAAAUGAAAUUCAGUAUCUCUUUGCAGUAAUCAGCUUCACUUGGAUCAGAAUAUAAAUUUCCAUAGAUACUGAUUUCAUUAGCCCUUGCCCAAAGCCUAAUUUACAUUUACGAUUUGCAAAUUUAGGUAAGGAGAGCACAGGAUUGUUGUCCUUCUACGAGGCUGUUCAUCUCACUGAUGAGACAUUUGGUUGAUUUCAUCCCGCUCCCUGAAAUAAGCAUAUUUACCUGUUCCAGAAGUCCUUCUGAACCCCUGCAGUUCCCCGCUCUCUACCUCAUUUAUGUGUUACUAUCUCAAAACAGGUAAGGUCAACAACAGCGAGGAACUACAGCUCUUUAUACUAUACUAAAAACCAGUGGUGAGAGCAGGGGCAUUGCUAACAUUUCUGAUACCCUCAGCUGCUGGGGAUUUGUUUAGUUUAAUUCCCUAGAUUCUCUGGGAAAUUCACUAUACACCGUGCUCUAUCCAGCAGUCCUCAUCAGAAGGAAAAGAUUUUUAAGUCUGUUUUAACUUUAAAUACUUACAUGUCUGGUUUUAGUCCCAUUGGCAUAAGGCAUGCCACUAUAAGCAGCUUAUUGUAUAAGCUGUCUGUCUCCUGUUUUAGGAUCUCCAAAGCUUCAAAGAAAGAGAAGACACAGAAAUUACUACCCACCCCUCCAUAGGCAGGCAACAGGUCAACAGCACUGGUGUGUGUGUAUUUACAAGCAGUGGUCAAGUCUUUCAGCUCCCCUAGAAAUAAGCAGAUCUAACAGUCCAGCAGUCAAGUACAAGUGCAAGGUCUUCAAGAAUUUUCAUGUUUAUCUCAAAUGGGCUUGCAUAUACUUUCCUCACACCCGCCCGCCUCCAUCCCAAAAUCAAAUCUUAUUUAUUCCCCUUAUCGUGAAAGCUGUAAGAAUUUUACUCUCUAGCUGGUCAGAAACCUUUAAGCUUGCAGUUUAUGUAUUCAUCAUAUAUUUACGUUGUUUGCUUAGUUCCAGUAUUACACUUGAACUUAGGCCAAGUUAUCUCUGUUUAAAACACUGUCACCAACUACUCUGAUGCACUUACAUUUUUCUUGACCCUUCUCACUACUACAGACUAGGCAAGCCAGACAUUUUUCCCCCUCUAAAAAUUCCAUUCUAGUAUGGCAGUGAACAUUCCAGUAAAAAAAUAAAAAAUUGAUGGAUUUAAUAUUCCACAGAAGGUCUUGCUAAUACAUAUCAAUUUUUAACAAAAAGAAUACCAUUACAUCUGUGGUACCUUGGCCUAUUACAGACUGUUCUGAUAACAACUAACUCCCAAAGACUGUCAUUAGCUACCCAUAAUUUCACAUCUUUUGCAGCUAACUAAAUUCCUGAGUAACUACCCUCCUCAGUUACUUCCAGCGUCCCUCAUUACACAGACUGUUAUUAUUUGUUAUUAUUCUGUCAAAAUAAUCCAAGUUCACUCGACAUUUUCCUGUUCAAUAGGUCACUUCACUUGAGCUAGAACAGCAAGCUCAAUCACAAGGACACAAAGAAAUAUAUCCAAGUGAGGCA